This is a messenger RNA of Nymphaea colorata (pocket water lily), 715 nucleotides long. Its product is annotated as sm-like protein LSM8. Gene Ontology annotation, biological process: mRNA splicing, via spliceosome. The record is from RefSeq and is a predicted model, not a curated record. Gene Ontology annotation, molecular function: RNA binding. The transcript has 7 exons. Gene Ontology annotation, cellular component: U6 snRNP; precatalytic spliceosome; U4/U6 x U5 tri-snRNP complex. Lineage: Eukaryota; Viridiplantae; Streptophyta; Magnoliopsida; Nymphaeales; Nymphaeaceae. Bases 243 to 539 code for a protein of 98 amino acids.
UCGGUUGAUUCCUCUGUCUCCCUCCUCUCUCUGGUUCACUAGGGUUAUGGUGGCCUAGCCGGCGGUCAGCAAUCGGGUUUCUCCUUGUUUUCUUGAAGGACGAGUCUUAAAUGCAGCAAUGCUGCAAAGUUUUCCCGUGUCUCGCUGACCGUUUCCUCUACCUACCUGAUCAGCCAUCAUCUCCAGUUUGGUACCACGCUUUUGAAGAGGACAGACAAAGAGAUUAGAUAAGGCGUGGCAUAAUGUCAGGUGGUCCUGGUCUCGAGUCCCUUGUAGAUCAAGCAAUAUCUGUCAUAACAAAUGAUGGACGCAACAUAGUGGGAAUUCUAAAAGGGUAUGAUCAGGCCACAAAUAUCAUUCUGGAUGAGUCCCAUGAGAGGGUCUACUCUACUAAGGAAGGCGUUCAACAACUGGUGUUGGGGUUGUACAUAAUAAGAGGAGAUAACAUAAGUGUUGUUGGGGAAUUGGAUGAAGAGCUUGAUUCGAAUUUGGACCUCUCAAAACUGAGAGCACAUCCACUCAAGCCUGUGAUUCAUUGAGAAUCUAAUGGGAGUGCUAGUUUCUUUCAGAAAGAGGCAGAAGCUGCUGACGCCGGGCUGACCUGUAAAAACUGCUAUGCUAUCUCAUGUCUUGUAGUAAAUCUCUACAGUUUACUCUUUCUUGUUAAGCAGUGGAUUAAAAAUUCGGAAAACUGAUGCAGUCAGUUACCUGUUCA